AUGACCCAGAGUGAUGAUCCAAGUUGGAACUACUGUAAUCUUGCAGUUUCAGCUGUGCAGCAGAUAGGAAUUCGCGAAUCGCUCCCGACCAUGGGAGAUAUAUCUCCCGACUCUCUGGUGUAUUUUAAAACAUGGCUCGGUUGCUUUGUUAUCAGUACAGAACUAGCGACCGACCAUGGCUUUCCACCACCGAUGACUUCUGUCGCGGGACGACUCCCAAUCAUCAGGUCGCAUAUGCAGCAAUACUUUUCCGACGAGUUUUGGGCGCGGUGUGAACUACAGGAAUACUCGAUUCGAGUUUCUACGAUGAUGUCCGGUACCUCUCCAAGUCAGCUGCAAAUGUCGCUUUUAGGCCUUCUUGAGCGCGACCUGGAUUCUUUGGGAGCUAGAAUACCGAACCCACUGUCUCAGAGAUAUCAGAUUGACUUUUUGGCAGCAAAAUUGCGACUAUGUGCUGUACCGUUGUUGGCGUUAAAGUCCAGAGAAAUGGAAAGGAGAUCAAGCAGCCAGGAGAGGGCAGUUUGGUACAGAGGAUUCCAUGCAGCCGUGCAACUUGCUAGCAUUUAUUCAAGUCUCCGUCCACACGACACGCCACCCACCGAUGAAUCAUCAUCUCACGGAAUUCGCAAACUCGAGAGGGCAACAGUGUAUUACCCCAAGCAUCUUUUCCGCGUAUUAUGCAUAGCCGGGAUGUAUUUGACAAAAUUCCUUGCCAUGGCGCAAGACAUCGAACCUCAGGAGCGAACCUUGGCCCGCAACAAGAUAAAAGAAGUGUACGAAACAUUCCUGUCUUGGUCCACCGAGGAACUAGACGAGCCUUUUAGAACUGCAAGAAUGAUUGGUCUUUUGUCCCGGCAUGCAGAAGACAAGAUAUCAUCGGCAUACUUUAGCGAUACUAGCGGAGAUCCGAGUCCGACGAUAGUAGAUGAUGGUGUGAAGAUUGCGAGCAAGAUUCGCGAGUGCAUAGCGGUUAACCCUUCCACACGGCCGACUAAUCCCACGCUGCAGUCAUUAAACACAAAUCUAGUAGCUUCAGAAAGCCAUUCUAGGCCACCCAUAUCUGAUAACUCGCUAUCUGAUUGGAACGAUUGGCUGCCUAAUACAUAUGACGACCUCUUGGGAUUUUUGGGGUCACCCUCAAAUAACUUUUUUGAUGAGCUAUGGACGCAGCCCUAG
Molecule: messenger RNA, 1176 nt
Organism: Trichoderma harzianum CBS 226.95
Lineage: Eukaryota; Fungi; Ascomycota; Sordariomycetes; Hypocreales; Hypocreaceae
Exons: 2
Coding region: 1-1176 (391 amino acids)
Source: RefSeq, a predicted model, not a curated record